UCAGUUGCGUGUCACGGGAAGUCCCUUAGUUCAGUGGAAAGCUCGGAAAAGUUUCUAUGGUCGGGCAAUGGAAAAGGUGUCCCUAAAUUAAUAAAAAAAUGUAUAAAUAUUUAGAACAUAUUGAACCAAACUAAAAUCUGGUAAGAUAAAAAUAAAGCAAGUGAAGUGACUAACCUUAAAAAAUUAAAGCACAUAAAAUACAAGUUCUUGUCGUGUGAAAUUCAAAAAUAAAUCAAAGUGCUAUAAAAAUACAAAAAUAUACAUAUCUGAUAUCAAUUUAGGUUCCUUAUAAGAUCUUAAAUUUGCACUUUAUUGUACGAAGAAAAUAUUGAACGCAGGGCUUCAAAUGAAAAGCCAAGAAGUUGACAGCAAGACGCAGUAGAAAAGGGAGAAAAAUGAUGAACAUGAAUCCGCCGACGCAUCCCCAUUCCCAUUCCCAUUCCCACUCCUUAUCCCAUUCGCACCCCAAUCCGCAUCUGCAACAGUUGCCAGUGCCCCUGCAGCAUCUUGGGCAUCAACUUCACCAGCAGCAGCAGCAGCAGCCACAAGUUCCCGGUCAACUGAUCCAAAGUCACCAGGGAAGCAGUCACUUUGUGGAGUGUCGGGCAUUACCGGCAAUCAACGAGACAUUUCCGCAAUUUGGCCAGCAUCGUCCGGCGAUUUCGCUGCUCUCCCCUUUGGAUCUUUCCCUUCGAGCGGCGGCAAAUGUGGUGCCAAUUACUCCCCCCUCGACGCCCUCGCCGCCCCGCAAGCGUCAGAGAUUGAUGUCCGAGGAGAAUUACCUGUGGCGUCCGCACAUGACGAGUCCUGCAGCUCCUGCGGCAGGAACUUCUUCGCUGGUGGUGCAACCAAUCAGUGGCUACUUUCAUCAUCAUCAGCAGCAACAGCAACAGCAACAGCAACAGCAACAUCUGCAACAGCAACAACAAGCAAACCAGCAACAUUCUUCACAAUAUUCCGCAAUACGCAACAGCAACAACAUUUUCGAGGGAGCUUCCUUGAGUAAAAGUCAUUUUCACGGGACGAAAAAUAACUUUGAGCAAAUUCCGGCGGGUCAAUCGAGCGUUAGUUCGCCCAUUUGCGUGGAGGAUGAGACGAUUGUGCUGACCGAGGACGAGGAUGAAACAGUUGUGAGUUCCCAUGACUACAAUGAGUAUGCCACGGAUGCGGAGGAAGCAGACGAUGAGACGCUGCAGGUUCAACUCAGCGAAAAUGGAGGGGGAAGGGACAAGGAAGUGGAUGUGGAUGUGGAUGAGGAGGAGGAGGUCUUCGUGGAUGUCCUGGGCAGCGAUGAUGAUGACGAGGAUGAGGCGGCAGUGGACACAGCCACAAGAUUGCAGAGGCAAACUCAAAUACAAGAGACCACCGCAUUGAAACGCAAUGAAUUGCUGUACGAAGAUGAGGAGCUGCAUAACCAGGCGGUGGAUGGUUUGGCCAGACUUUUCGACCGGGAUUUCCCGGAACCAGUGGUGGAGAUUAGCGAACUGGCGGAGGAGCAGAGCAACAGCGGGAAAACCUACACGGAUUUGAGUGGCGUGGCAACGGUGGAGAUCAGGGAUACCAUCUCACCAGGAAUGGCGGCUCCUCCUCCUCCUUCUCCUCCUGCUGCUGCUCCUCCUGUUCAUCCAGUUCAUCCAGUUCCUCCUCCCAUUCCGGUGGCUUCUCUACCACCAAGUAGACCCCAUAAAACGGAAAGAAAGAGAUCGAAACUAAGGAAGCACACGGCCAUCGAUGAGGAGACCAUUAGUCCAGUUUCUGGGACAAUUAUUCGCAAAUUGCGCGACGAUGAGGAGUUGGUGGUGCGCAAAGGCGACAUUGAUCCGGCUUUCAAUGUGGUCGAAAUCACCGAGGAGGCCAAGGCCAUCUUGGCCAGCAUCGACAACAAGAUUGGCGACUAUCUCUGCCAGCUUUGUCGCACUGUCUACGACGAUGCCUUCAUGUUGGCCCAGCACCGAUGUCCUAGGAUUGUUCACAUUGAGUACAAGUGCUCUGAAUGUGAGAAGGUCUUUAAUUGCCCGGCCAAUUUGGCCUCACAUCGCCGUUGGCACAAACCAAAAGCGGAUGCAGUUGGUGGUGCAGGUAAUCCCAACAAGAAACGUAUAGUUGAGAAUGGAGAUGUUAACCAGGAAUCUGGAAGGACUGCUGACGAUACCAGUGAUGGCAUAUAUCCUUGCCAUAUAUGUGGAAAGACAUUUAGAAGACAAGCUUACCUGAAGAAGCACCAGGCCUCCCACCAAAUGCUGGACAACCUGAAGAACCUUGACUUCUUCAAGGCGCAGCAGCAGCAACUCUCCAUCGGUGGCCACCAAAUGCCCGAUCAUGUCCAGCUGCAGCAAAACCAAGGACAGGCGGUCCCUUCUGCAGCUUCCUACGCCUCCCUGCCACGCCCACCGCAGGGAAUGCCCAUCUAUCCGCCGCCAAGUGGCAAGAACUAUGCAACUGGGCAGCGCUUUCCGGGAUUUCCCUUCCAGCCCUUCGACCAGCGGAGAUUCUACUCGCUGGGGGAAUUCUACCUGUCGCAGCACUUGGAACGCUCCUCAGCUUUUCAGUAUGUGCAGGCCAAUCACCUGCGGCAACUCUCGAAUGUGGCACAAACGCUGAUGCCACCGAUGCCCGUCAAAUGACCCAAUCCCAAUACGAAUGUCCUGCGGCCCGUGCCACGAAUUGCUGCCACAACGAGUGCAACGGGCAAUCCUGCUGCGGCAACGGGAAACAGGGGACAAGUGGCAGCCACGGCAACGGUGUCCUCCGGCGGCCACGCCUUCAACUGGGUGGCUCCCUCGUCUGCAGGUGCAACUGCAACUCCGGCGGAGAGUGCGACUGCAGCUGCCACGGCAACGAAUGCAGA
Drosophila ficusphila is the source of this 2848-nucleotide messenger RNA. RefSeq lists its product as uncharacterized. Gene Ontology annotation, biological process: regulation of cell cycle process; neuron differentiation; negative regulation of transcription by RNA polymerase II. Gene Ontology annotation, molecular function: RNA polymerase II cis-regulatory region sequence-specific DNA binding; DNA-binding transcription repressor activity, RNA polymerase II-specific. The transcript has 4 exons. The record is from RefSeq and is a predicted model, not a curated record. NCBI's taxonomy places the organism in Eukaryota, Metazoa, Arthropoda, Insecta, Diptera, Drosophilidae. Gene Ontology annotation, cellular component: nucleus; transcription repressor complex. Bases 396 to 2624 code for a protein of 742 amino acids.